CUUCUCCACUUCGUCGCCCGCCCGCCCGCCUCCCCUCUCGUCGUCCCACGGCCUCGCGCGCGCCUUCUCCGAUUCCCGCGCUCCCGGCGGCGGCGCGCGUCCGGCCCGGCGGCCCCCCUCGCCGAAAUUCGCUUCGCGCGGGCGUCGCCGCCGAUUGCGUUGUCCGUUGUGGCGUCCCGUCGGAUCGCGUAGGGCAACCGCACCGCACGGCUAAGAAAGGUUUCGCGGCGGCUCGGUUCCUCGUCUCCGCGGACGUCCAACUCUGACAGGUGUUGGUUCCGGCGGUUUCUGCUGUCGCGGGCUCAGACUCAGAGGGCGGCCGUUCCCUCUUGAUUCGGGCGGCGCGCUGAGGACGCGCCAUGGAGGCGAAGCAGCAGCGGGCGCGGCACGGCGAGGAGAGGCGGCCGCCGGCGGCGACCGAUGGCGCCGCCGCCGCCGCCGCCGCCGCCGCCGCCGAGGAGUACGACCCGUGGACGGCGUGGCUCUACAAGCCGCACACCAUCUCGGUGCUCCUCGUCGGCGCCUGCCUUCUCAUCUGGGCAAGUGGAGCACUUGAUCCUGAAGGCGCUGCUGCUCACAGCAGCGUGACAUCAAUCAAGAGGGGUGUCUGGGCUAUGAUUGCAGUCUUCCUUGCCUACUGCACGCUUCAGGCACCUUCAACGAUACUUAUUAGGCCCCAUCCUGCUGUCUGGCGCUUGGUGCAUGGACUGGCUGUCGUUUACCUCGUCGCUAUUACCUUUCUUCUUUUCCAGAAUCGUGAUGAUGCUCGCCAGUUCAUGAAACACCUUCACCCUGAUCUUGGAGUUGAAUUGCCGGAGAGAUCUUAUGGAGCUGAUUGUCGUCUGUAUGUUCCAGAAAACCCUAAAAACAAGUUCAUAAAUAUUUAUGAGACAUUGUUUGAUGAAUUCGUUGUUGCUCAUAUCCUUGGGUGGUGGGGCAAAGCUGUAAUGAUACGAAAUCAACUUCUCCUUUGGGUCUUGUCCAUUGGCUUUGAGCUCAUGGAGCUAACGUUCAGACACAUGUUGCCAAACUUUAAUGAGUGCUGGUGGGAUAGCAUUAUUUUGGAUAUCUGGAUCUGCAAUUGGUUUGGUAUUUGGGCAGGAAUGCACACAGUCCAUUACUUUGAUGGCAAAACAUAUGAAUGGGUUGGACUGAGCCGCCAGCCAAGCAUCAUGGGUAAGGUUAAAAGAUCACUAAGCCAGUUCACCCCUGCACAAUGGGAUAAGGAUCAGUGGCAUCCUUUCAUGGGGCCACUGCGAUUCAUCCAAGUGCUUUUCCUCUGCGCCGUCUUCAUGACUGUGGAACUCAACACAUUCUUUCUCAAAUUUUGUCUAUGGAUUCCUCCAAGGAACCCCUUGGUCGUGUACAGAUUGAUCCUCUGGUGGCUGAUUGCCAUCCCAACCAUCCGCGAGUAUAACUCCUACUUGCAAGACAGCAAACCAGUGAAGAAGGUUGGAGCCUUUUGUUGGCUCUCUCUGGCUAUUUGCAUAGUGGAGCUACUUAUCUGCAUGAAGUUUGGGCAUGGGCUGUUUCAUGACCCAAUGCCUACCUGGUUGGUUAUCUUUUGGAGCUCAGUGGGGAUUGCGCUUGUGAUUUUCUUGCUUGCAUGGUCAUGGAGGAAUCACCAAAAAUUCCGGAGAAAGCAGCUGUGAUAGAUUGCAAGAAUUUAUCUUAGACAAUUUAAAACUCGAUUCCUUUCUUGGAUACAGGUGCUGUACAUAUGUGAUAUGUGAUGUAACUUACGUAUUAGGGGAGCCCAUUUUUCUGCAGCUCCUGGCAGGAACUUGGUUUGUCAGCUGUCACAGUAGUAUAUGCCAUAGCAGUGCUCCUUUAUUUCAAAAAAAAAAGUUGUCACAGUAGCUCAUUGCUGCCAGCAUGAGAUUUGACGAAUAAUUGAGAAUAUUGCAGCAUCAAAAUCUGGUGUAAUUAAUCAAAUAAAGCAAGAUCAUCGAAUGUUUAGGUUCGAAAGUUCUGGUA
Messenger RNA from Panicum virgatum (switchgrass), 1977 nucleotides. RefSeq names its product CDP-diacylglycerol--serine O-phosphatidyltransferase 2-like. Lineage: Eukaryota; Viridiplantae; Streptophyta; Magnoliopsida; Poales; Poaceae. Gene Ontology annotation, biological process: phosphatidylserine biosynthetic process. The transcript has 13 exons. The record is from RefSeq and is a predicted model, not a curated record. Gene Ontology annotation, molecular function: L-serine-phosphatidylethanolamine phosphatidyltransferase activity. Bases 360 to 1652 code for a protein of 430 amino acids.